GUAUGAGAUUCUUGAUUCCGAGAAGAACGCAUCAUCCGCCUAAUAACCAUGAACUCGGAGGGAGGGAUUGGCGCUGGCAUAACCAAUCGCCCGUCGCAGCAAUGCUCGGCCGCCGCGGCGGAGGACGGGGACGACUACGAGAGGCCAUGCCCAUGGAUCCCCGGGAAGAAGAAGAAGAAGAAGAUCACGUGCCUCGCCAUUUGCCUCAUCGCGUCGCCGAUCUUGAUCCUCCUGGUUAGCCGGCGAGGCUCGCCGUUCCCGUCCAUGUCCGGCUGGGCGUCGCCGUCCAGGAUGUACGCAUCGAAAGGGUCCAAGAGAGACGUGCUCAUGGGCGGCCUGCUCGUCCCGGGACUCGACGAGCGGACGUGCGCCAGCCGGUACAGCUCGGCGAUGUACCGCAAGAACACGGCGCGAUCACCGUGCCGUCACCUCGUCAAGCGGCUGCGGGAGCAGGAGGCGCUGCAGCGGCGGUGCGGCCCGGGCACGGCGGCGUACUGGAGGGCGGCGGAGCGGCUGGGCUCCCGGCGGAACGGCACGGCCGGCGCCGACGACGAAGGGUGCAAGUACCUCGUGCUUGUGCCGUACAGGGGCCUAGGGAACAGGAUGCUGGCCAUGGCGUCGGCGUUCCUCUACGCCAUGCUCACCGGCCGCGCGCUGCUCGUCGACAGGGGGGAGUCGCUGGCCGACCUGUUCUGCGAGCCGUUCCCGGGCACGUCGUGGCUGCUGCCGCCGGAGUUCCCGAUCAAGAACCUCCAGGACUUGACCGGCGAGGCGCCGGAGAGCUACAGGAACCUGGUGCAGAGCGACCGGCCGGCCACGUCGGUGUCGGAGCUCCCCUACGUCUUCGUCGACCUCGACCAUGGCUGCACCUACCACGACAAGCUCUUCUACUGCGACGACGAACGCCAUUUCCUCCACCGGGCGCCAUGGCUGCUGAUGAGGACCGACGGCUACUUCCCGCCGGCGCUGUUCCUCAACCCGGCGUACCAAGACGAGCUCGACCGGCUGUUCCCUCGGAAAGACUCGGUGUUCUACCUCUUGGCGCACUAUCUUCUCCAUCCGACGAACAAGGUUUGGGGAUUGAUCACGAGGUUCUACGACUCCUACCUGAGGGAUUCGGACGAACGGCUCGGCAUCCAGGUCAGGGUGUUCGACGGGGACACCCCGUUCAAGCACAUCUUGGAUCAGAUCACCGCUUGCACGUCACAGGAGCGGUUGCUACCGGAGGUGGUGGAGCAAGAACCGUCGUCGUUCCCAGCUCCGGCGGCGGCGGCGACGGCGGCGCGGUCCAAGGCCGUCCUGAUGACCGGCCUGAACUCGUGGUACUACGACAACAUCCGGUCCAGGUACUGGCAGUCACCGACGGCCACCGGCGAGGUGGUGCGCGUGCACCAGCCGAGCCACGAGGAGCACCAGCUGUCCGGGAGCACGACGCACGACAUGAAGGCGAUGGCGGAGAUGUACCUGCUGAGCAUGACCGACGCCAUCGUCACCAGCGGGUGGUCGACGUUCGGGUACGUCGGCCACGGCCUCGGCGGGCUCUCGCCGUGGGUCAUGUUCAAGCCGGAGAACCUCACGACGCCGGACCCGCCGUGCCGGCGCGCCGUGUCCAUGGAGCCGUGCUUGCACGGGCCGCCCUUCUACGACUGCAGGGUGAAGCGUGGCGCCGACACGGGGAAGUUGGUCCCACAUGUCAGACACUGUGAGGACAUGAGCUGGGGACUGAAACUUGUUCACCCAGAGUGAAGAAGGGUGAAGAGGUUAUGUAAAAAAAAGACAGAAAUUUUUGGACAAUUGGGAUCAAGCUCUGCUGUUAGACAUUUCACCUUUAUACCAUCUUUGUUGAUGAACUGCUCAAGGGCGGCAGCCAUUGACUGGUAACAGUUUUAUCUGAGAAGGCGUCCAAUUUAUAUUUGCAAGAAAACAACUGAAUAACUCUGACA
This is a messenger RNA of Oryza sativa Japonica Group (Japanese rice), 1943 nucleotides long. Its product is annotated as galactoside 2-alpha-L-fucosyltransferase. The record is from RefSeq and is a predicted model, not a curated record. Gene Ontology annotation, biological process: xyloglucan biosynthetic process; cell wall biogenesis. Gene Ontology annotation, cellular component: membrane; Golgi apparatus. Gene Ontology annotation, molecular function: galactoside 2-alpha-L-fucosyltransferase activity. Lineage: Eukaryota; Viridiplantae; Streptophyta; Magnoliopsida; Poales; Poaceae.